AUGUCUUGGAAGGUUAUGACCGCUUUAGACAACAGCCGUGCGGAGGAGAGAUCCAGACUGAACCUGAACGGGAGCCGUCAGCUCUCGAAAAGCGCCACGGAGCUCCGGAACAACGACAACAGUUCGCCGUCGCGACACGGUGAACAGCCCGACUCCGGGGUCGUACAUCAUCAUCGGCAUCAUCGUCACGCCGCGUCGGUGGCGCAACGUACGCACACAUUUUUCGCCACUUUGAAGAGCCGUUGGUCCCGUAGCCGUAGCAAGGAGCGAAAGAAAUCGAAGGAUGCCGGUACCACGCACGGCCAGGACGCGUCCUGCAAGGGAACGGGAGGGGCCGAAUCCGAUUACGCCGCGGAUUACUCGUCGGAGCACAGCAAGAGCUCCUCAGCCACUCAGAGCCCGGCCAGGCAUUGCCUCAAUCAUCCAGAGUCACCGUUGGCGCGGGGCGGACGGCAGACCGUCGUGACGAGACUGGAGGACAGUCCUGGUAAAUGCAGCGAGGCUCACUCGAAAGGAUCCUUGAGCUUCCAGGCAUCGAACGACGAGGCACGUGGAUCGAUCGGCCAGGAUGAUAACGCGUUCCUUCAUGAGGAAGUCUCCCGUAGGAGGGAAUUGGCGUUGCGGCAGCAUGCUUUUUUUCAGCUUCGUUUGCACAUCAGAAGAGGGACGAACCUCGUUGCCAUGGAUAGAUGCGGCGCCAGCGAUCCUUACGUGAAAGUGAAAUGCUCUGGUCGAUUGCUGCACAAGUCGCGGACCGUUCACCGCGACCUGAAUCCAGUUUGGGACGAGAGCGUGACCUUGCCCAUCGAAGACCCUUUUCAGUUGCUCACAAUCAAGGUCUUCGACUACGAUUGGGGCCUUCAGGAUGAUUUCAUGGGCGCCGCCCAGUUGGAUCUGACGCAGCUGGAUCUUGGCCAGCCACAGGAUGUCGUGCUGGAACUGAAGGAUCCGGCCAGGCCGAAGCAAGAUCUCGGCGAGAUCUAUCUGACGGCGACCCUAUGGCCGAGGAACCAGCAGGAGAAAGAACAGUAUUUCCAGAGGACCAACCGAUUGGCGGACGUAAAUAGACGAUUGAAGUCACAGAUAUGGAGCUCCGUGGUGACGAUUGUACUCGUAGAGGCAAAGAAUCUGCUGCCGAUGGAUAUAGACGGUCUCUCGGAUCCCUAUGUCAAGUUUCGACUGGGAACAGAGAAGUACAAGUCGAAAGUGGUGCACAAGACCCUGAAUCCGGUAUGGCUGGAGCAGUUCGAUCUUCAUUUGUACGAAGACCCGUACCUAGGCCAGGAGUUGGAGGUGACAGUUUGGGAUCGGGACAAGAGCCAUCAGGACGAUAUGAUGGGACGAACGGUGAUCAAUUUGGCGAUCCUCGAACGUGAGACCACGCAUCGUCUGUGGCGUGACCUGGAGGAUGGGUCUGGGAACAUAUUUCUGCUGUUAACCAUCAGCGGCACCACGGCCAGCGAGACCAUCAGCGAUCUGGCCGCUCACGAGGACACGCCUCGCGAACGGGAGCAAUUAUACCAAAGAUAUUCAAUGGUGAACACGUUGCAGAGGAUACGAGAUGUUGGUCACUUGACUGUGAAGGUAUUCAAGGCUCAAGGCCUCGCAGCGGCCGAUUUGGGAGGGAAAAGCGAUCCCUUCUGCGUCCUCGAGCUGGUUAACUCCAGGUUACAGACUCAAACGGAGUACAAGACUCUUGCGCCAAACUGGCAGAAGAUAUUCACCUUCAACGUAAAGGACAUUAAUGCUGUGCUAGAAGUGACAGUGUACGACGAGGACAGGGACCACAAAGUAGAGUUUCUCGGGAAAGUCGCCAUACCGUUGUUGAGAAUCAGAAACGGCGAGAAAAGGUGGUACGCGUUGAAGGACAAGAAGCUUAGAGGUCGAGCCAAGGGAAAUUCGCCGCAGAUCCUGUUGGAGCUGACCGUUGUCUGGAAUUUCAUCAGGGCCUGUGUCCGAACGUUGAAUCCCAGGGAGAAGAAAUACAUGGAGCCGGAGAUCAAGUUCAAGAGACAGGUGUUUUUACGGAAUGUGCUUAGGCUGAAAGCGAUCAUCAUCAUCUUCAUCGACAUUGGGAAAUACAUACAGAGCUGCUGGGAGUGGGAAAGUAAAAUGAGAAGCAUCUUCGCGUUCGUUCUCUUCAUUUUUGGCUGUUACUACUUUGAACCAUAUAUGAUCCCUGGCGCGGCGCUACUUAUUCUUCUAAAAUAUUAUUUGCUUAACGGCGAUCGGGGUGGACUGAAUCAAUGGAUUUCCGGACAGGUCGCGGUGAUCACCGGCACGCCUCUUUCUCACAACUCCGGUUCCCAUUUCCACGACGACGGUGACGAUGGUCCGACCACUCCAGGGGACGAUGACGACGACGACGACGACAAAGACAAAGAAGAAAAGAAAAGUCUGAAGGAACGACUGCAGGCGAUUCAGGAGGUGACCCAGACCGUUCAGAAUUCGAUCGGUUACAUAGCCAGCCUUUGCGAGAGGGUGAAGAAUCUCUUCAAUUUCACCGUCCCCUAUCUGAGUUACGUGGCCAUAGUGCUGGUGAUCCUUGGGGCCGCUGUACUGUAUUUCAUACCGGUCAGAUAUCUGAUCUUGGCGUGGGGCGUGAAUAAAUUCUUCAGAAAGAUCAUCCGGCCUCACUCGGUUCCGAACAACGAGGUUCUCGAUCUGAUAUCCAGAGUGCCCGACGACGAGGAGCUACUUAAUUACAGUGAUUUGGAGGUCAGUAAAGAGAAAUUUUGAGAAGACACUAUCCGAACACCUGUUAGAGUCCGGGGAGUUAAAACCCUUACCGACAGCCGACUGCGAGAAAGCCGGCACAUCGGGCAGUCCAGGGGCCUCGAGUCUGACGCGACGGGAGCAAAGAAAGAGACAAAAGGCUGCGUAGCAGCAUGCCCCGCGGCCGGAAGUCGCGGGUCUACGAUCACCGAGCAUCCUGAGAACGGUUCUGUUGCGCCGGAAGAUGCGCGGCCGUAAGGAAUCGACCGAGGCUCCAGAUGUGAUC
Dufourea novaeangliae is the source of this 3001-nucleotide messenger RNA. RefSeq names its product multiple C2 and transmembrane domain-containing protein 1 (gene Mctp). Gene Ontology annotation, molecular function: calcium ion binding. Gene Ontology annotation, biological process: regulation of neurotransmitter secretion. The record is from RefSeq and is a predicted model, not a curated record. Bases 1 to 2739 code for a protein of 912 amino acids. The transcript has 14 exons. Gene Ontology annotation, cellular component: synaptic vesicle membrane. NCBI's taxonomy places the organism in Eukaryota, Metazoa, Arthropoda, Insecta, Hymenoptera, Halictidae.